This is a messenger RNA of Mizuhopecten yessoensis (Yesso scallop), 2199 nucleotides long. RefSeq names its product proline-rich protein 11-like. The record is from RefSeq and is a predicted model, not a curated record. NCBI's taxonomy places the organism in Eukaryota, Metazoa, Mollusca, Bivalvia, Pectinida, Pectinidae. The transcript has 8 exons. Bases 564 to 1616 code for a protein of 350 amino acids.
UAAAUGUAUCUUUUGUUGUAAAAGUGGUUCCAAAACAUACAAUUAUACAAUACCUAGCGAGCUGUAGGCUAGAGCUAGUUUAGCCAGGGUGUCAAUUUCAUAUUAUACCUUCAGCUUUGGGCAAUUUAUAUUAUGUAAAUUUAUGUGAAUCAAGGUUAACUAGCUAAUUAUAUUUAAUGAGAAUUUCAGAUGGUAAAUCACCAAAGGGAAGUGUUACCCCAAUUAAGUGUAUAAAAUGAUUAUAGGUGUUUUAAUUAACAGGCACAUAUUAUAUUUCGACACUUACCACAGGCUAUCCUAAUUAUCUUUAUAUUGGAUAUAGGACAAUUAUAUCUUUAAAUGCGGUAUCAAUUAUAUAAUUACCAGAUGACCAAAGUAUAAAAUCUUGUGUAUACAAAAAAUACAUCACUACACAUUGUGAGCGUAGUUGGAGGAAGUUGGACAAACAACAUUGUAUUAACAUAUGGUGUAUUCUUUUACGAUUUUGUCUAUCAAUCUAAAAACAAAGAUUCUCUUCUCUGUUUGCAUUUUCCAGUAAUUUUCUUAAGUUUGAAGUUAAAACUAUGCUACCAAAACAAACAAAAAACCCAUUUCAUAAGGGACAAUUUUUUACCAAGUUCAGCAAAGUUAUAAAAAUCAGAAAAUUCAGAAGAAAGGAGUUGAAGAUGACCGAGGCCAAAUCAGACUAUCGUCUUGAGAGUUUCGAUGAGUAUGAUGAGCCCUGCCAAAUGACCAAAGCAUAUUGUGGUCAGUUGAGCCUUGACCAAUAUGAGGAGCAGGCGGCCAACACAACAGAACAAGCUGUACUGGAUCUCCUGUCAUACCUUGACAAGAACCCACAGAAAAUUCAGUCCAUCCUGACCAAGAGGAAGAAAGAAGAACUGGAAAACUGUGGGAUGUUUUCAUUCCUUAAGAUGAAAUGGAUGUGCUUAAUCAAUGGUGACAAAAAUGGAGGAGUGGCGAUUCCUGAAGAGGAAUGUCAGGCCAAACUGGAGGGACUCAAGUUGGAGAUGACCAAAGUGCUGGAUUACUCCCUUAAGUCGAGAGGUCGAAGAUGUUCCAGUCGCCUGGCUGCCAAGAGACAAAAGAUGUCUACAUCCAUUAACAAAGAAAACAUCCGCACCCCCGUAGCAGAGAAUCAUAUCCCCCCUCCCCCACCUCCUCCUCCCCCAGUCAUCUCUGUAGCAACACCCGGGGGUCGUGAUUUGGUGAAGAGAGGCACGCCAUUGAAGGAUCUGAAUUUCACGAUGGACACGCCUAAAAGUCUAAUGAAAGUGAAGAGAAAACAUGAACGAACAGGGUCAGACUUUUCGGUGUCCUCCAUGACGACGAUCGGUUCAUUUAGCAGUCUCCAACAGGAACUCCUCAGCUCCAAUCCGCUCCGACGUCUCCGAACCACAAACCGUUCAAGAUCCCCGGGAGGUACACCCUCGCGUAACCCUCGUUUCUCGAUUGAAAACCCAGCAAACUUGUCCACCUCGGAGCCACUGUACCGAGCCUUUGUAAACAGCAUGCAGCACAAAUUCCGUAACGUCCGAUCACCAAGUCCCGCGGGUCGCCAUAGCAACUUCUCUAGUCCUGGGGAUGCCCUAAGUCCCGGAGGUUUUACGCCGUGAAACUAGAGAUCGGCUCUAUCAUAGUCCAAAAACAAAUUUUCACACUUGGAGAUUAUUUUAUCAAUUUUCAUUUCUUUAAUGACACAUUACAUCAUACUUACCUUACAGUAAGCACAGGACAACAACAAAUACUCUUAAGAGUGUUUAUUUUAGCAACACAUAUUGAGUGUAUUUUCAAAUUUAACAGGUUAACUCAUUGAUACAUGGAUAGAUACAUAGAUUUUAUUCUGACAAAAUUAGAAUUACACAUUUCUUUGUCAGUCAGCUAUGAAAUAUAUAAAAAAGAAUUGGCGUUUACAAUAUAUACAAUCAAACACCACAAACAGAAACAUUUUAAGUGAUAAAUUAGAGCAAUAUUGAAAAGCACUUAGUUUAGAAUACUGCUUAAGUUUGUGUGUUAACAAUACUCUCUAACUCGAAGUAGGGUGGGCUUAGUACAGGACAGUGAAAAGGUAUUCGUCGACAUUUUCCCCUGAAGUGAAAUGAAUAGAUAUGGUGUCAGAGGAUUUUACCAGGCAUGGGCUUAGUGCCCAAUAAACAUGUUAAAUUGGAACAAUGAUUUUUUCAUUAUUGUAUAAAUUAA